Molecule: messenger RNA, 822 nt
Organism: Penicillium argentinense
Lineage: Eukaryota; Fungi; Ascomycota; Eurotiomycetes; Eurotiales; Aspergillaceae
Exons: 2
Coding region: 1-822 (273 amino acids)
Source: RefSeq, a predicted model, not a curated record
AUGGGCGCUCAUUUGCGGGGACAAGAGGGCCCAACCCCUGCGAACGCCUGUGCCCGACAUGACCGUGGCGGUGGGGUGCGACUCGGCGAUGCAUUUGCCAUCUAUUCGAUUGUUGCGUCCGCACCCAACUGGUCCAGCAUCCAGCUUGGGGCGGAAACCCUUGCGGAUUUGAACACGUCCCUGUCCGCCAUCCAACGUCGACUUCCCAUCCUGACUACGUUGCAGGCAGGCUCACCGGAGCUGGUGUCGCUGCCAUGUCCUUCCCGUCAGCAUGAACGACCGGAGGAGAAUGUUCCCUGGUUCCUCAUAAACGCAGCUGCAUCCUCGCAACACUGCUUGCUGGGGCAACAUAAUGCCCUCGAAACCAUGCUGAUGGUUCUCCAGCGACCGUGGUGUGUCCUCGAGCUUUGUUGUUGCGACACGGACACGGUGACCGCUGCCCACGCGUUUGCGCUCAUCGCUACUUGUAUCGACCGAGCAAAGUAUCAGCCGGCCGUGCGACUAUUAUCAGAUCGAGAUCAACGCACUCAACAGGCGGUGGAUAUGUCCCAAAGCCCUGGACUGAUCACAGAACGCCCUUCGCCACGCACUACUGUCGUAUGGACAUACACAAAGAGCGGCAGCUGGCCCUCGUAUGGCGAUGCGUACUUACUUGUCCACUUCUCCGAAUUGGAGACGGGAGAAAUCUCGGCAAUCCACCCGGACUCCCCCAAUUUUCCCAACUCGGUCGAGACCCCUCGGUUUUUCGAAUUCCUGCUGGGCAAUGGAAUCAUGAUUUUGGCGAGUUCUCUGCGCUCGGUACUGAGGAAUCUACAGGACUAG